GCAGGCAAUUGCGCCAAGGCGACGGCUGGGGCCUGACUGGGGUGUUCUGAUCAUUUCCGCAAUCGACGCAGACAGACUUCGCCAUCGCUCGCCGCCUCAGCUCGCACAAAGACGCGCACCAGACCGCACGCUUUCCGCCUAGUGCCCUGACGCUGCGUAAUCACUGAAACGGGCUAGCUGCUUACGUGCUUGGGUCUCUGGGUCACUGGGUCAUGGCGUCGGAUCACGUGCAGCUCGAGGAGCCCCAUCCGGGCCAGCAGAUGUUUGAUGGCUUUAAUGAUCUCUUCCCCGCCGCCGCAAAUGAUCAAGCCUGGUCUUCCUUCAGCCAGAAUCCGCAGCCCUGGCAGCAGCAGCAGCCGCCUGCCGCCUUCGAGAACUCCGCCUUCUACGGCCGCGCCUUCUCCAACAGCCCCACGCCCUAUCACCUCGCCCACCAUGGGAAUCUGCAGCAGCAACCCUUCUCGCAACAAGUGCUGGACCCCGCCCUCAUGUCCGCCGGGGCCGCCGACGCCUCUGAAUACGACUUGAACAUGCCCUCUUAUCCCGCUUCGUCCAGCACCAUCGCGCCCCAGGCCCUGCAGUCCGUCUACCCCAGGGCCACGCCCCCCACGACGGCUCAAUAUGAGGCUCCUCCCAAGCGGAACAGCGCCAGUAAUGGCGCCUCCGCCUCCGCCCCAGUCCCUGCUGCAGUUAACUCUCCUGCGCCUGAGCCUUCGCCGGCUCCCGCACCAGCCCAGAUUCACUUACCAGCCCCUAAGGGCCUUGUGUCCGGCAACUUUAUCAUCGUUGACUAUGACGAACUGUCCAAAGCCACCAACUCCACGCGUCUCCAUGAGUUUGUGAACAUUGGUGAUGGUGCCGUUGAAAUGCCGAUGAUGAAAUCGUCCAUCCCACAAUACACCCCCAGAAAGUCGCGCAACGAGCUUAAGCGACUGGCUGCGUCAGACAGCAAGUUGUUAGCGAGAAUCGCAAAAUCAUCUAAGAAGGCCAAGACCACCACACCAAAACUUCCGCGGUUCAAAUCGCCGUCUACUGGUAUUAGGUCUCCCGCAAGCCUGAGAGAUGAUGUCACGGACUCAUCCAGUGAGACUGAAUCCUCGGAUGAUUAUUCUGACUAUGACUCCUCGGAUGAUGAGGAGCCUGAGCUCUCGCCUUUGCCGAGCACCAGGCCUUCUGGCACUCUUCCGGGAGUGCGCUACGACAUAAUGAAGGCUACGUGGCGGCCGCGUAACAAAUUUAUUUCAGCUGACGAUAUUCGUGCCGGUCUCUUAGAUUUCUGGGAGAUUAUUAAGAACAUCCGUGAUCGCUGGAAGGGAGAUUUGGCUGCCCUGAAGGCAGCUGAGGAGAAGGAGAAGCGUCCACCUGACUUCCACGAGCUCAAGAGCAGAGUCUCUGAGCAACGUGGCAAGAUGGAAAUGGCCGUGAAAGUUGCUCUUGAACAUGGUCAUCCAGACAUUAUCCGAACACUUGGUGGCAAUGUCUCAUUCUUGUUCGUCGCAUACCAGUUCUUGGCAGACCGCAUUAGAGAGAAUGAAUACAACGAUGCCUUCUCGAAGUCCAUCCUUGAGCUACUGUCCCGCGUCGGGAACAUCAUGAGCGAAUCGCUCGAAAAGACCAAGCUCAACACGGCAUUGAAGAGGUAUCUCACUCGCGGCGACGACAAGACCAAGCCGCAAGCUCAGGCCAUUUUCGACCGAGCUACUGCAAACUCGAAGAAAAAGGCCGAAGAGAACGCCCCCGCUGCUCCAAACGGCGAGCAGAAGGCCGACGCUAAGAAGGAAAACGGCAUCAAGAAAGAGGGCAUCAAAAAGGAUGAGUCGAAGACGAAAGCGGAGCCAGCAUUGGCUACUCGCCCUCAACCAGCAGCCGUUGCGGGAGUGAAAAGGCCGCGGCCGGGAGAGGCCGCCGGCGCUCAACCGGUAAAGAAAACGGCCACAUCGACUGCUGGCACCAACGGUUCGGUGAAGGCGGGAUCCGCCGCGGCGCUCGGCCCGAAACGUCCCGGGGCGGCAGGCGCCUCGACCGCAUCCGCAGCAGGCGCGACGGCCGCUGCCAAGCCCAAGCCCAUUGCAAAGCCCAGCAUGUUUGCUAGUCUCCAGUCUGCAUCGAAGAAGUCGGGUGCUGCAGCUACGGCAAAGCCUGCUACUGUUGCCGCCGUGAAGAAGCCUGCUCCCGCUCCUUCUUCUGCUCCUAGAUUCUCUUUUGCCGAGACCAUGGCAAAUCUGACUAAGCCCAAGGAGGAAAAGCCGGCCGCGAAACCCGAGGACAACCGCCCGCCAGAGACCGAGGAAGAGAGGACGAAGCGCCUCCGCAAGGAGGAGCGCCGUAAGCUUAGAGUCACCUGGAAGCCGGAGAAGGAAUUGGAAUCCGUUCGGUAUUUCACUCAUGAUCCCGACGAGGAGCUUGGCCACGAUGCCAACAUGGUGCGUGAUGUUGCGGAUGUCGGUGGGGAGGGUCGCAUGUUCAAGCAGCAUAAAGAUAUGAUGGAUCUUGACGAAGAUGACGAUCGCCUAAGCGAAGAGUCAUUCCGUCCCUGGCGUGAGCCUUCACUCGUUGAUUUCAGCGCUGUCCCCAAGGAGGAGCGCGAGAGGAAUUACGAGCCGUACGGUGGUGGGGCAAGGAAGGUCGAGUCACAGGAGAGAGAGGUGCAGGAGCAGCGCGAGGCUACUACUCUGCUGGUCUUCUACACCAACUCCUCGGACAUCCCGCCAUGCCCGAAGGAACCCACCACCGAGGAGGUCCCGGAGGAAAACAGGGAACCAGUAUUGUUUGGCACGCCCGACGAGAAGACGCUGGCUCGCGCCGCGACCUUCGCACCCCCCGCUGCUGUUGUGCCUUCUUCUGCGCCCGAGACACCCGGUGCUCCCGACAUCUCCAAGAUUCUGGCUAUUCUCGGCACCGCCCAACAACAGCCGCAGCCGGUACAGGCUCCGGCGCCCCAGCCUCAAAGCGAGUUGGAAAAGACAUUUUCCAUGUUUGCGCCGCAACAACCUCAACAACCCCAACAACCGCAAAUGCAAUUCACCCCGGCCCCUGCUCCCGCACCAGCCCCUCAAGUGGACAUCCAGGCCAUCCUUGCAACGCUCGGCAACAUGCAGGCGCAAACCCCCGCGCAGAACCAGCCGCAGCAGCAGGCACCCCACCAGGCGGCCGCUUUCCCCGGGAUGGCGAACCCAGGAUUCGAUUUCGCAGCGAUGUUGCAGGGCGUGCAAAACGCGGGCAUGCCGCCCGCCAUGUCGGGCUUCGGCGCCGCCUUCCCGCAGAUGCAGCAGAGCAACGGCGGGCAGCCGCUCAUGUCGCAACAGCAGCAGUUUCACGAGGAGGAGCGCAAGCGGACGCGCGACGGCGGCAACGACGGCCGCGACGGCGACUUUAAGCGCGGCAGGAAGAACAAAAAGUGGCCGAGUAAUAAGGAGAAGCCGCAGUUUGUGGUUGCGUGCAGGUUUUGGCAGGAGGGCAAGUGCGCAAAGGGCGAUAGCUGCACGUAUUUGCAUCACUGAGUGCGGCGGCCGCUGGUUAUGGGGUUUCACUCUACUACGUACAUCACUCCAAGCUCUCUACGACACGCGGGAAGUGUCAUU
Molecule: messenger RNA, 3581 nt
Organism: Aplosporella prunicola CBS 121167
Lineage: Eukaryota; Fungi; Ascomycota; Dothideomycetes; Botryosphaeriales; Aplosporellaceae
Exons: 6
Coding region: 213-3500 (1095 amino acids)
Molecular function (GO): metal ion binding
Source: RefSeq, a predicted model, not a curated record